AAUUAAAGAAUGCAACUAUAACUAUCAGAUAGUUUUGUGUGUUACGGAUAAAAAAAAUCUGAAUGUUUUAUUGAUGAUUUGACAACAUUUGAAUUUGAUACAACAUGUGAAGAAUUGCAAGCAAAUCAAAUUCAAAUUGAAAGUGUCGACAGACGUACGACAAUAAAUGUGACAUCGUACAAUCCCAGUCAAAAUUGUCUCUUAGAAGAGUAUUACAUGUUAAUUCGCGAUGAAGCCAGCAAUGCAAUUCAGUAUUCAAAACACUUACAACUGAUUAAUACUGUAUUGUCAUUGAACAUAUUUACCGAUUAUACAGUGCAAUUAACUAAAAACAACAAAAUAAUACAUAACAUCAUAUUUACAACAGACGAAUCGGUUCCAAACAAAGUUAGAAACAUAACAAUUAUUUCUUCAUCAUCUAGUGAUCUUAGUGUUAUCUGGGAAGCACCAACACCUGUUUUGGGGAUUAUUACCAAUUACCAUGUCACUUGGAUGUUUCUAGCCAAGAGAAGUUGUGAAAAUGAGAAUCAAAAUUUUAUUAUCCAAUCAAGAAAUGUGACAACCACAGCAAUUACAUUAGAUAAUCUUAAACCUUAUUCCAUUUAUAGUAUAACAGUAUCCGCAGUCACUAAGAAGGGUGAAGGUGAUAUUUAUAGUGUUUCAGGAAACACAGAUGCAACUGAAACCAAUCAAUUAAACACAUUUAAUAAUAAAAUUAUCACUUUCGAAACUUCUAUUCAAAUAGACUUAGUUGUUGAUUGUGAACAUUGGAGUGGCCCAAUCUAUCUCAAUACAUAUGCUAUUUGCAAGAGUGAAUGGUGCGAAGGAGAAGAGAUGAAUAGGACUAAACACCUGCAAUAUAAUGACUUAAUUACACUUGACAGUUUACUUCCAUAUACUAAUUACAAAUUAGUUCUUUAUCAAUCUCAUAAGAACGAGGAUAAAUUUGAUAAUAUUUAUAAAUUGUUGUCGACUAAUGUAAUGACACGAAGUACUGUUCCAAAUCAAGUUCCAUUUGCGGAAGUAUAUAGCUUAUCUGAAGCAAGUUUAUCAUUGAGAUGGAGUCCACCUUAUCCGCCUACUGGAAUACUAGAUUCUUUUAUAAUAAAAUGUCAUUACAUUUCAGGGGGUCAUAGUACGCAACAAACCGUUAAUAGUUUUUUGAAUCCAUGUAAAAUAUGGCCAAAUAUGUAUUGCACUACAUUAACUAAUCUUACCGCCAACCAAAACUACAUAAUUUCAAUUGCUGGCCGUAAUCAGGGCAACUCUAAUUAUGGAGUAGAAACAGUUUUGAACGAAACAACAUGGAUUAGAGCUCCGCAACCUCCACUGAAUUUGAUUGCUAAAUGGGACGAGUUUAGAAUUCUACAUUUGCAAUGGCAACAUCCCAAUAAAACAAAUGGACCCUUCUUUAGAUUUAAAAUUCGUGUUAAUAAUUACCAAUAUUCUUACCAAGAAUCUGAAAGUGCCACAUACACUUUUAAAACACAAUUUCAGUGUAAUCCUGAAAUCCAUCGAGCAAUUGUUUCUGUAGAAACACACAACUCAAAAUUCUGUUCUGCUUUUUUGACUCACCAAUUUAUUUGUCCUAUUUUUAAACCAUCACUACAAUUUAACCCCUCUGCUAUACAUAAUAGCAACAACUCCAUUACUAUUUCAAUACCGGCUAUUGAAUAUGAUGAAGCAAUAAGCAAUUUGUACAUUGUUCUACUUGUCAAUGAAUCGGAUAAUACUUGUACAGGUGAUUGUAGAGAAAAAAUAGGAAAUAAUCAUGAUUCACUUGUUCCGAUUAAAGAAAAUCAAACAUGUUGGAUCGUUGGGCAUUACGAUCAAAGAAAAUACAGAGAAAUUGAAAAAACCCACGUAAAUUUGAACUUAUCUCAAAUACCAAAUUUUAAUGGUACUGGAGAAUUGUUUGAAGUGGGUAUAGUGAUUAUCAAUGAGCUGGGUGACCAAAUAUCAUCUAAUUGGUAUCUCGUUGACCAAUGCAAAUGGGAAAAGAUGGAAUUCUCAAGUAUUCUAGUAAGUUUGCUGGUUUUAACAAUACUAGGAAUUAUUAUUACUAGUAGUAUAUUGGGUUUAUUGUUAUGGAGAAAGAACCGACGCAAAGAAAACGCAAACCAAUUCUGUAAGAAACGUGUGAAUGGAAUAUCCUUUCCUCUACUUUCCAUGGAAGAAGCAAAGAAAAGAGCGAAUUAUCAUUAGAUAAGGAAAAUUUUACGCAAGGAAGGAAAAAUAUUGCAGAGGCAUGUGGUACAUCUGCUGUGACCCGGAUAUCCCCGGUUGUAUCAAAUACCAAAAAUAUAACGCAGUCUUUCCGUAGUUUACAUAAAAUUUAUUAGAAUUUAAGCAAUUUAUUGGCCACUAGACUUCAGAUAACUAUAAUAAAGUGUCUAGAAGUGUCUAGUAUUGUAAUGAUGUGCGGGUAUAUUUUCCAAAUAAAUAUUUUAUCCUAA
Messenger RNA from Dalotia coriaria, 2456 nucleotides. RefSeq lists its product as uncharacterized. The coding region runs from base 217 to 2205 and encodes 662 amino acids. NCBI's taxonomy places the organism in Eukaryota, Metazoa, Arthropoda, Insecta, Coleoptera, Staphylinidae. Gene Ontology annotation, cellular component: plasma membrane. Gene Ontology annotation, molecular function: protein binding. The record is from RefSeq and is a predicted model, not a curated record. The transcript has 7 exons.